This is a messenger RNA of Necator americanus (New World hookworm), 750 nucleotides long. RefSeq lists its product as uncharacterized. The transcript has 3 exons. Lineage: Eukaryota; Metazoa; Nematoda; Chromadorea; Rhabditida; Ancylostomatidae. The coding region runs from base 1 to 750 and encodes 249 amino acids. The record is from RefSeq and is a predicted model, not a curated record.
AUGUUAUAUAUAUUAUAUUGUUAUCUAUUAUUAUUAUUAUUAUUAUUAUUAUUAUUAUUAUUAUUAUUAUUAUUAUUAUUAUUAUUAUUAUUAUUAUUAAUUCCGCUCAAUUUUAAUUAUAUGUUACUUCCAGAGGAACCUGCAGAAGAUGCACCAACGCCUCUUACUGCAGCCGUGGCGCCAACAUCGUUCGUUGCAUCGGCUCAAGCUAUGGCGCCAGCUCAUUACAUGGAAUCAGCUCCUGUUGUAGCACCAGCGCCAGUUCUGGCAUCAGCUCCAGUUGUAGCUCCAGCUCCUAUGGUCGGGCCAGCUUCAGUUAUCGCUGCACCUCCACCUGUAGUGGCACCAGCACAUGUGAUAGCACAACCGACAGUCGUGGUGUCUGCUCCGAUUGUAGCUCCAGCUCCAAUUGUUGCUCCAGCUCCAGUAGUGACUCCAGAGUCAAUUGUAGCCCAAGCGCCAGUUCUAGCGCCAGCUCCAGUUGUUUCUUACGUCAUGUACACCCAUCAUCAUCCUCGAACCGAAGUACAUAACGUUGCACGGUCAUACACGAAAGAGACAGGACACGUUUCUGAUACAGCCAUGAUUUAUGGAGGUGGACACUUUCCAAGCACCUUCGAACACUUUCCGGAACAUUUCCACGAUCAUCUGCUUGCCGCUGCACCUUGGCGUUCACGCCUUCAUCGCAAAAAGCUCGCAUACAAAAAGGCAGCUCGUGCUCUUAAAUCUUUUGAGAAAAAGAAAAAUUAG